AUGGAAGAACAACAACAACAAAUUAUAUCAAAUAAAAUAGAAUCAUAUAUUUCUAAAAAUGUUUAUCAAUAUUUACUUUUAGAUUUAAAUUUAUAUAAUAGUAAAGAUGAUAUUAAAAAUUUAGUAAUAGAUAAUAAUACAAUAAAAUUAGAUGAUGAUUUAAUAUCAUUGAAUAUUGAUAAUAAUAAUAAUCCAAUUAUAUCAUCAUUUUAUUUAAAUGAUAACAUAAUAAAUAAUUCUUUAAAUAACUGGUUAUUUUUUAAUAAAUCUAUAAAUGAAAAUAAUAAUAAUAAUAAUAAUAAUAAUAAUAAUAAUAAUAAUAAUAAUAAUAAUAAUAAUAAUAAUAAUAAUAAUAAUAAUAAUAAUAAUAAUAAUAAUAAUAAUAAUAAUAAUAAUAAUAAUAAUAAUAAUAAUAAUAAUAAUAAUACUUUAGAAAAAGAUAAAAAUGAUCAUCAAAAUGUACUAGAAUUUUUUAAAAUAAACUCAAUACGUCUUAGAAUUUUAUCAAAUUUAUUAUUCUUAAAAUAUUAUAAAGAAUUUAAUGAUAAUAAUAAUAAAUCACAAUUAUUAAAUGAAUCAUAUAAAUGGUUUGAUGAUUUAAAUUUAAAUAAUAUUAUACCAAAUGUAUUAUUAUUUAAAAAUACAUUAAUUUCUUUAAGAGAUAAAAUAAAUGAAAAUAAUUUUAAUGAUAAUAUUACAUUAGAAUAUUCAAUAAUAUUAUCAACAUUAGAAAGAAUGUUGGGUGAUAUAAUUUUUUUUAAAUUAGUUAUUGUUGAUAAAAAACCACCAAUUUUCGGUAGAAUGUUACGUGAUUUAUUAGAUGAUGAUAAUUUAUUAAUAGUUUUAGGAUUACCAAUAAUUUCAUUAUUAAAAGUUUUAAUUGGACCACCAAUUGGUUUAAAUUUACGUAAUAUAAUUUGGCAUGGAUUCAUAUCACCAAAUGAAUUAAAUUUAUCUUUAUUAAUUUAUAUUAUUCAUUUAAUUUUUAAAAUUUCAAUUAUUUUCAAAUCUUUUAAAAAUAAUAAUAAUAAUAAUAAUAAUAAUAAUAAUAAUAAUAAUAAUAAUAAUAAUAAUAAUAAUAAUAAUAAUAAUAAUAAUAAUAAUAAUAAUAAUAAUAAUAAUAAUAAUAAUAAUAAUAAUAAUGGUUCAAUUAGACCAAUAAUUAGUUUAAAAAAAAAGUUUUCAAAUUUUGAUAAUAAUAAUAAUAAUAAUAAAAAUAAUAAUAAUAAUAAUAAUAAUAAUAAUAAUAAUAAUAAUAAUAAUAAUAAUAAUAAUAAUAAUAAUAAUAAUAAUAAUAAUAAUAAUAAUAAUAAUAAUAAUAAUAAUAAAUUAAUAUUAUUAAAUUAUAAAGAUGAAAUUUUUGAAAUAUUAAAAAAUUCAAAAUUUAUAGUACCAGGUAGAAUUAAUUUAUGGUUAGAAGCAUUUAAUUAUUAUUUUAAAUCAAUUAAUGAUAAUGAAGAUAAUGAUGGUUAUAAUAUAUUUUAUUCAUUAGUAUUAUUAUUACCACAAUUGGAACAUUCACUUAGAUUAAAUUUUGUUAAAUUAAAUAAUUUACCUGAUAAAUUUUUAAAAGCAGAUUAUAUUAGUUUUUAUACAACUUUGGAUUUAUUCAUUUCAAAUACAUUAUUAUUAUCAACUUGUGUAUUUUCAAAUGAAUCGCCAUCAUCAACUACAUCAUCAUCAUCAUCAUACAGUGAAGAGAAACAUUUACAAAUUCCAACUUCAAAUAAAAAUUAUUCAAAAUAUGAAAAUCCAAAAUAUUUUAAAUUUAAUAAUAAUAAUAAUGAAGAAAAAGAAGAAGAAAAAGAAGAAAAAGAAGAAGAAGAAAAAGAAAUUUUAUUUAAUAAUCAACUUGUAAUUGAUAUUGGUGAAUCAUUAAUAUCAAUGUUAUUAGAUUUAUUAAUUUAUAUUGAUGGUCCAAGGAUUAGAGAUAAAUUAUCACAUGGUGAAAUUGAACCAUUAGAAAUUCCAUUAAAUUUUCUUGAUCAAAUUAUAAUAUUAUCAUUAUGUUUAUCAUUUAAAAUAAUGAAAAAUAAUCAUCAACAAUUAUCAACAACAACAACAGCUAAAUAUAAAGAAUUAAUUGAAUUAUUAGGAAAUAAAGAAAAAGAAUAUAAACCAAUUUAUCAUACUAAAUCAAUUUCAAUUAAAAGGCUAUCAACAUUAAUUAAUUCAAAUAAUAAAUUAUUACAAUUUUAUAAUGAUCAAUUAAAUCAAUGUAAUGAAAUUAAAGAUGAAAAUGAAAAUGAAAAUGAAAAUGAAAAUGAAAAUGAAAAUGAAAAUGAAAAUGAAAAUGAAAAUGAAAAUGAAAAUGAAAAUGAAAAUGAAAAUGAAAAUGAAAAUUUAUUAUUAUUAAAUGAAUACAUUGGUGAUAGAAUUUAUAAACCAAUUGAUGUUAAUAUUAAUUUAAAUUUAAAUAUAAUUGAAUUUACAAAUAAAUUAAAUGAAGAAAAUAAAGAAAUUAAUGAUCAAUUUAUAAAUGAUAAUAUCAAUAAAAAAUCAAAUAUUUAUUUUAAUUUAUUUCCAAAUAAAUUUGAAAUUGAUCAAUUUAAUUUAAUUAGAAAAUCAAUUAAAGUUGUAAAUGAAUCAAUUCAAGAAUAUUUAAAUUUUGGUAUUUCAUUCUAUGAUAAAGUAAUAAUUCAAAAUAAUUCAAUUAAAAGAAUUCAAAAUUCAUUUUAUAAAUGGAUUGGUAGUUUAAAUUCAUUUUUAAUUUUAAUUAAUUUAGUAAUAUCACAAUUAAAAUAUUUUAUAAAUAACAAUAAUAAUAAUAAUAAUAAUAAUAAUAAUAAUAAUAAUAAUAAUAAUAAUAAUAAUAAUAAUAAUAAUAAUAAUAAUAAUAAUAAUAAUAAUAAUAAUAAUAAUAAUAAUAAUAAUAAUAAUAAUAAUAAUAAUAAUAAUAAUAAUAAUAAUAAUAAUGGUAUUGAAAAAAUUCAAUUUUAUUUUGAAAAACUAUUAAAUAAGAUAAAACUAUUUGAAUGGGAUAAUGUUAUUAAAAUUAUAAAAACUUAUUUUAAUAUUAUAAAAAUAAAUUGA
Messenger RNA from Dictyostelium discoideum AX4, 3033 nucleotides. RefSeq lists its product as hypothetical. NCBI's taxonomy places the organism in Eukaryota, Evosea, Eumycetozoa, Dictyosteliales, Dictyosteliaceae. The transcript has 2 exons. The record is from RefSeq and is a predicted model, not a curated record. The coding region runs from base 1 to 3033 and encodes 1010 amino acids.